Messenger RNA from Exaiptasia diaphana, 1142 nucleotides. RefSeq names its product DNA-directed RNA polymerase II subunit RPB3. NCBI's taxonomy places the organism in Eukaryota, Metazoa, Cnidaria, Anthozoa, Actiniaria, Aiptasiidae. Gene Ontology annotation, cellular component: RNA polymerase II, core complex. Gene Ontology annotation, molecular function: DNA-directed RNA polymerase activity; DNA binding; protein dimerization activity. Bases 49 to 873 code for a protein of 274 amino acids. The transcript has 11 exons. Gene Ontology annotation, biological process: DNA-templated transcription. The record is from RefSeq and is a predicted model, not a curated record.
UCGAAAGUGUGAAGACUUGUGGAGUUGUUGUAUGUUUUGAUUAAAAGCAUGCCUUACGCUAACCAGCCUAGUGUGCGAAUCACCGAACUAACAGAUGAAAAUGUCAAAUUUGUUGUUGAAAAUACAGAUUUAAGUAUUGCAAAUAGUCUUAGAAGAAUAUUCAUUGCCGAAACACCAACAAUAGCAAUAGAUUGGGUUCAAAUAGAAAAUAACACAUCAGUCCUUCAUGAUGAGUUCAUUGCUCAUAGACUUGGUCUGAUCCCUAUAACCAGUGAUGAAGUGGUAGAAAGAAUGAGCUUUUCCAGGGACUGUACUUGUGAUGAGUUCUGUCAAGACUGCUCUGUAGAGUUUACAUUAGAUGUAAAAUGUACAGAUGAACAAACAAGACACGUUACUACCAGAGACCUCAUGUCCUCAGAUCCUAGAGCAAUCCCAAUAACAUCAAGACACAAAGAGGAUGACACUAGUGAAUAUGGGGAACAAGAUGAUAUUCUAAUAGUUAAGCUAAGAAAGGGACAAGAACUCAAACUGAGGGCAUUUGCUAAAAAGGGUUUUGCUAAAGAACAUGCGAAAUGGAACCCAACAGCUGGUGUGGCUUUUGAAUAUGACCCUGACAAUGCUCUUAGACAUACCACAUUCCCACGACCAGAAGAAUGGCCCAAGAGUGAAUACACACAGCUUGAAGAUGACCAGUACCAAGCACCAUUUGACCCUAAUGGUAAACCAGACAAGUUUUAUUACAAUGUGGAAAGUUGUGGAUCAUUGAGACCAGAGAAUAUUGUAUUAUCAGGACUUGCUGUAUUCAAGAGAAAGCUGAGUGAUUUGCAAACACAACAUAGCCAUGAAGUUGCUGCUGAUGUGUUGACAAUUUAACUAAGAAGAAACMUCCAAAACCAGUAAACUCUGUGUACUGGUAACUAAAAUACAGAUUCUGCAGAAACAUAAUUAUUACUAAACAUUUUGAGUACAAUAAGCAGUGCUGAAUGGAAACACUAAAAAAAGCAGCAAAUAAUUUGUCUCUCCUACCCUCAGGGGAUAAUAUUAUUAUGUAUGCCUCCCCCUGUCAAAUAACAUAGGACAUACUAGAUGUAAAUAAAMCAAUUGAAAGCAAAACUGUAGUUCAAUAAACAUAUUUCACUUUU